AUGGAGGCAUUGAUCGACCGCGUUUACUACUCUUUCUUGGUGUGCCCGAAUUUGCGCCUGAAGAAACCGCGGUGGUUCGCUCGACCGUCGGCGAUGACCGUGUUCGCUCUCAGUCUCGUACUGUAUUUCCUCAUUUCUGGAGGUAUCAUUUACGAUGUUAUCGUUGAACCGCCGAGCGUCGGCUCCACGGUCGACGAGCGUGGCAACACAAUCCCGGUGGCUUUCAUGCAGUACCGUGUCAACAGCCAGUACAUAAUGGAGGGAUUGGCAGCCGGCUUCAUGUUCGUCUUCGGCGGCAUCGGUUUCGUCAUACUCGACCAGACAACCAGUCCGACUAUGCCAAAGUUGAAUCGUACGUUGUUGCUCGGUCUCGGUUUUACUUGCGUCUUGGUCGCCUUCUUUGCGUGCAGAGUGUUUUUCAGAAUGAAGAUGCCCGGCUAUCUUAUGACAUGA
Soboliphyme baturini is the source of this 453-nucleotide messenger RNA. Lineage: Eukaryota; Metazoa; Nematoda; Enoplea; Dioctophymatida; Soboliphymatidae. The record is from the annotation of a GenBank genome assembly.